AUGCCUUCUCUUCUUCUCGUCUGGCAGGUUCUUCGAAUUCGUCGCUCCGAACGACCGCACAACUUCGCGUCCGUCAAUCUUCACCAUUCUUUUCUCGCAAGACUCCCUCUCUCCCUCUUUCUCCCUCCCUCUAUCUUUCUCUAUCUUUCUCUCUCUACGUGUUUUCAUUGCAUCUCACUCUCUCCCUCUUUCUCCCUCGCUCCCUCUUUCUCUAUCUUUCUCUCUCUACGUGUUUUCAUUGCAUCUCCUCUCUCCCUCUUUUCUCCCCUCCUCUAUCUUUCUCUAUCUUUCUCUCUCUACGUGUUUUCAUUGCAUCUCACUCUCUCCCUCUUUCUCCCCCUCUAUCUUUCUCUAUCUUUCUCUCUCUACGUGUUUUUCCAUUUGCAUCUCACUCUCCCUCUUUCUCCCUCCCUCUAUCUUUUCUCUCUACGUGUUUUCAUUGCAUCUCCUCUCUCCCUCUUUCUCCCUCCCUCUAUCUUUCUCUCUCUUUCUCUACGUGUUUUCACUGCAUCUCCUCUCCCCUCUUUCUCCCUCCCUCUAUCUUUCUCUAUCUUUCUCUCUCUACGUUUUCAUUGCAUCUCCUCUCUCCUCUUUCUCCUCCCUCUAUCUUUCUCUAUCUUUCUCUCUCUCUACGUUUUUCAUUGCAUCUCCUCUCUCCCUCUUUCUCCCUUCCUCUAUCUUUCUCUAUCUUUCUCUCUCUACGCGUUUCACUCUCUCCUCUCUCCCUCUUUCUCCCUCCCUCUAUCUUUCUCUAUCUUUCUCUCUCUCUACCUUUCAUUGCAUCUCCCCUCCCUCUUUCUCCUCCCUCUAUCUUUCUCUCUCUACGUGUUUUCAUUGCAUCUCUCUCUCUCCCUCUUUCUCCCUUCCUCUAUCUUUCUCUAUCUUUCUCUCUCUACGUGUUUUCAUUGCAUCUCCUCUCCCCUCUUUCUCCCUCCUCUAUCUUUCUCUAUCUUUCUCUCUCUACGUGUUUUCAUUGCAUCUCACUCUCUCCCUCUUUCUCCCUCCCUCUAUCUUUCUCUAUCUUUCUCUCUCUACGUGUUUUCAUUGCAUCUCACUCUCUCCCUCUUUCUCCCUCCCUCUAUCUUUCUCUAUCUUUCUCUCUCUACGUGUUUUCAUUGCAUCUCACUCUCUCCCUCUUUCUCCCUCCCUCUAUCUUUCUCUAUCUUUCUCUCUCUACGUGUUUUCAUUGCAUCUCACUCUCUCCCUCUUUCUCCCUCCCUCUAUCUUUCUCUAUCUUUCUCUCUCUACGCGUUUUCAUUGCAUCUUUUCUAUCUUUUUUUUUCUUUCUCUUACUUUGUAAGACUUUUUCUUCUUUUCAUUCCCUUGUUCUCUCUUUGGGUUUUCCUUUUUAUUCUACUUUCUUUUAUUUUACUUCUCGUCUGUCAAUUUUCACUAUUCUUUUCUCGUACAACUCUUUAUUUACUCUGUCUCUCUCCCUCUCUUUCCCUAUCUAUCUAUCUAUCUAUCUAUCUCUUCUUUUCUUUUCUUUCUUUUGUUCUCUCUUUAGGUUUGCCUUUUAACUUUCCUUUCUUUCUUUUUUUUUUCACUGUUUUUCAUUGUUCAAAAUCUUUCUUUUAUUCUAAUUCCUUCUUUCUCUCCCAUUGA
Messenger RNA from Acanthosepion pharaonis, 1605 nucleotides. The record is from the annotation of a GenBank genome assembly. NCBI's taxonomy places the organism in Eukaryota, Metazoa, Mollusca, Cephalopoda, Sepiida, Sepiidae.